ACAGACACGUACUCCUACCAUGCAGAGUAACUGAGCAUGAAACCCAGUCUGAAUCCAGAUCGCCGCCGUAGCCGUACACUCAGCGAAGAACAAGAUGCCGCAGGCUGUCCUUGUCCUACGUAGUCUCCCGCUCACCCGUCUGCCAGUCUCCGACUUGCUUUGCGUUGCGCGUACACCACACCACCAUCACCAUCACCACCACCUUACCUCGUAUCUAUGUGACGAGGCACACACACGGAUCCCUACCAGAAACCAUCACACUCCUAACAGUAGUAUGUAUACACAGCAGUACAACGGAAAACGUCGAACCGAACAAAUCAAAUCGAACCAAACCACACCCCCGAGACAACAAUUGAAACCCUGCCUGCCCUCCAAGACCUCUGAAACCCAACGUUGGUGUUCCCUGGUAUAUACCUGAGACACCGGUGGGGGACACGGGACGCGACCACUAAGGUAUAGA
This is a messenger RNA of Aspergillus heteromorphus CBS 117.55, 460 nucleotides long. RefSeq lists its product as uncharacterized. The coding region runs from base 95 to 418 and encodes 107 amino acids. The transcript has a single exon. The record is from RefSeq and is a predicted model, not a curated record. NCBI's taxonomy places the organism in Eukaryota, Fungi, Ascomycota, Eurotiomycetes, Eurotiales, Aspergillaceae.